Messenger RNA from Drosophila guanche, 1779 nucleotides. It is a transcript of the gene CNBP, whose product is annotated as CCHC-type zinc finger protein CG3800. Gene Ontology annotation, molecular function: zinc ion binding; mRNA binding; single-stranded RNA binding. NCBI's taxonomy places the organism in Eukaryota, Metazoa, Arthropoda, Insecta, Diptera, Drosophilidae. Bases 198 to 677 code for a protein of 159 amino acids. The transcript has a single exon. Gene Ontology annotation, cellular component: cytoplasm. The record is from RefSeq and is a predicted model, not a curated record. Gene Ontology annotation, biological process: positive regulation of cytoplasmic translation.
UGCCGUCGAUGCCAUUGUACUAGUUCUGUGGUAGCCAUUUUAAUUUUUGGCGUCGAAAAUACGGCGAGGAAAUUGGCCCGGACCCUGUGGUUUUUCGCAUUUAACGCAAGCAGUUUGUAGUCCUCGAGCAGGCAACGUGUGUGUCAAAGACCAGAAGUGUUUAACUUGUACAAAUAACCAAGUUCCAAUCCAGUAAAAUGUCGAUGUCUGCCACGUGCUACAAGUGUAACCGGCCGGGCCACUUUGCCCGGGACUGCAGUCUCGGUGGCGGUGGGCCAGGAGGCGGCGGACCAGGUGGUGGUAUGCGUGGCGGUGAUGGCGGCGGUAUGCGCCGCAACCGCGAGAAGUGCUAUAAAUGCAACCAAUUUGGGCACUUUGCACGUGCCUGCCCUGAGGAGGCUGAACGCUGCUACCGCUGCAACGGCAUUGGCCACAUCUCGAAGGACUGCACCCAGGCCGACAACCCGACCUGCUACCGGUGCAACAAGACUGGCCACUGGGUGCGCAACUGCCCCGAAGCCGUUAACGAGCGCGGCCCGGCCAAUGUGUCGUGCUACAAGUGCAACCGCACUGGACACAUCUCCAAGAACUGCCCGGAGACCUCGAAGACUUGCUAUGGCUGCGGCAAGAGUGGACAUCUGAGACGCGAGUGCGAUGAGAAGGGCGGACGGAACUAGGAGAAGACCCAGUACCGCGCUUCAACUUGAAAAUCAUCGAAGAAGAAGAAGAAAAUUUAAACACGAAAAAAAAUUACAAAAAUGAAAAAUCAAUUUGCUACAACAUUCACAAAGCCAGCCAACAACAACAAGCGACAGCAGCACCCAAGUCAAGAUCAACCCCCAACCAACACUACCACCACCCCAAAAACACAUCUACACAUACUCCCAUCACACACAAAUACACUCACACCUACAGAUAUAGGAGGCACCUCAAUCUAACCAUCAUCUAUCCAAGAAUCAACCAACAACAAUCUUGCAUCUCUGAUUCCAAAAGCUGAGCCUGCAGCGCGGUGCCAACGUUCCAAAAUAUGAAGAAGAAACUUUUGAGAAAGUAGAAGAAGAACCCAGCCGAAGACAAAUGUACGAAAACGAGGAGCUGAAGCAGAAGAGGAUCCGAUCGAGAAAAGGAAGGAAGGAGAGCACAGGAGACGCGGGGUGAGAGACGGCGGAGACGACGAUAGCAACGGCAGCUGUGCAGCCAAGCAGACGAUGAUGAUGAAGCUGAAGAAGAAGAAGACGACGACGUCGAUGCGACCCAAUUUGUAAGAUGAGACUAAACCCCAAACAAGAAAAAACAACAACCAACCACUUUAUUAUAAUUAUGUAUGAUUAUGCUGCGAAAAAGUGUUUGAAUUUACUAAUUACAUUAUAACGAAUGGAAUGAAAACUAUAUAAGAAUAUAUAAAUACCUUAAAAAUACUAUAAAGCGAUCCUAUUAGGAGUUCCACACCAGAAGAAAAAAAUAAAUAAAAAGUAUAAAAAACAAAAGCAAAGAAGCAAGCGAAGAGGCCGCGUUACUACUCCAUCCAGCUGCUGCCGGCGAGCCGUAGGAAUUAUUAUACACAUGAUGAUGAAGAUAUUGUAGUGUAUACCCAAACAGUCUGCCUACCAACCUACCUAUACCACCACCAUCUCCACAAACAUCAGCACCCAUCACCAUCCACACCACCACCAGAGAAGAGAAUCACCAAAACCAAUCCCCAAGCAAGACGAAACUCGCCCGGCAAGAUCUCGAGCGGGGUACAAGCGGAGCAAGCUAAGCCGGAGGGGCAGCAAACAA